CUCGUACUAUCAAACAUAAACUUUAAUUGGACCCAAACACGCCCCUUUUGGCUCCACCGCUUUUUUCUCUUCAGUCGGUUUCUGGGAUUCAGUUGUACUAUAGCUAUGGUAGUUUUCCUUCAACAUCAUAUUCCGCCGCACAAGUUAUUAUCCCCUACAUCCUGACACGCUUACAAUUCUCUCAUGCUGGUUGCAGAAAUUAAGAACUACAUCAUAUAAUAGACAAGAAGGUUCUAAUACAAUGGGGGAGUUCUCUGGGACUGGGAGCGAGUACGUGGCAGUAGGUGAAUCGGCUUCCCCGAGGGUGACAAAUCAUACUAGGAAAGUUUCAGUUUUACCUCUUGUGUUUCUCAUCUUUUAUGAGGUAUCAGGAGGACCUUUUGGUGUUGAGGAUACUGUGAGAGCAGCUGGUCCUUUGUUAGCUUUACUUGGAUUUUUGGUUUUUCCGUUCAUAUGGAGUGUUCCUGAAGCUUUGAUUACUGCUGAAAUGGGUACCAUGUUUCCUGAAAAUAGUGGUUAUGUUGUUUGGGUUUCGACUGCUUUGGGUCCUUUUUGGGGGUUUCAGCAGGGUUGGAUGAAGUGGCUUAGUGGCGUGAUUGAUAAUGCUUUGUAUCCUGUUCUGUUUCUUGAUUAUCUUAAGUCUGCGGUUCCGGUUAUAGGCAGUGGUUUGCCUAGAGUUUUUGCGACGUGGGGUUUGACUGUAGUUCUCACUUACUUGAACUACAGAGGUUUAACCAUUGUUGGGUUUGCUGCUGUUUGUUUAGGGGUUUUCUCGCUUCUCCCUUUUGUUGUCAUGGGGUUUAUGUCGAUUCCAGAAAUAAAACCUGCAAGAUGGUUUGAGACAAAUUUGGAUGAUGUGAAUUGGAAUUUGUAUUUGAAUACACUAUUUUGGAAUCUCAAUUAUUGGGACUCUAUAAGCACUCUUGCUGGUGAAGUUGAAAAUCCAAAGAAAACACUUCCGAAAGGUUUAUUUUUCGCGUUGAUUCUGGUUGUGGUGGCGUACUUCUUUCCUCUUUUGAUUGGUACUGGCGCUCUUCCUGUUCAGCGCGAGUUAUGGAUGGACGGUUACUUCUCUGAAAUUGCUAUGGUCAUUGGAGGAGUGUGGUUGAGAUGGUGGCUUCAAGCUGCAGCUGCAAUGUCAAACAUGGGAAUGUUUGUUGCUGAAAUGAGCAGUGACUCCUUCCAGCUUCUAGGAAUGGCUGAGAGAGGAAUGUUGCCGGAGUUUUUCACCAAGAGGUCUCGCCACGGAACGCCUCUUGCAGGAAUACUUUUUUCAGCCUCUGGUGUAAUUUUACUAUCAUGGCUGAGUUUUCAAGAAAUUGUAGCUGCAGAAAACUUCCUGUACUGUAUUGGUAUGAUUCUAGAGUUUACUGCAUUCAUAUUGUUGAAGAUCAAGCACCCGAAUGCACCUCGACCUUACAAAGUACCAGGCGGAACGACCGGAGCAAUUAUUAUGUGCAUCCCUCCUACAGUAUUGAUCUGCGUGGUAUUAGCUUUCUCAACCCUCAAAGUAUUGGUUGUAAGCCUCGUUGCUAUGUCGAUUGGCCUUGUGAUGCAUCCCUGUCUCAAGUUUAUGGAGAAAAAGAGAUGGAUGAAGUUCUCACAUAGUUCUGAGCUACCUGAUAUUGUCAAUGGAGAGCGUAAUCACUCUCUGUUGGGAUAGUUUUCUCCUGUCUCGAUGUACUCGCCAUGGUCUUUUAAGCAUAGUAAUUAAGUUUCACCUUCUCCAACAAGACCACGAUCAAAGGGAAAGUUUAUAUUUCAUGCUUUUGGUGCUUUUAAAGUUAUUUAUCUAUGUCUGUAAUUUUGUAAUACAUGAGAUCUCAAUUAGAAACCAGGAACCUAGUAUUUAGAAUAUCUUUAAAUUUGUUCGGUUCCUUGCAUUAUGUAUAAAAUUCAUUUAUGUAUUUUGAAUAUCAAUAAACUGAUGUUGAACAAUUUAUUUCA
Messenger RNA from Lathyrus oleraceus (garden pea), 1947 nucleotides. Its product is annotated as probable polyamine transporter At1g31830. The record is from RefSeq and is a predicted model, not a curated record. The transcript is spliced from 2 exons. Gene Ontology annotation, cellular component: membrane. Gene Ontology annotation, molecular function: transmembrane transporter activity. Gene Ontology annotation, biological process: transmembrane transport. The coding region runs from base 242 to 1663 and encodes 473 amino acids. Lineage: Eukaryota; Viridiplantae; Streptophyta; Magnoliopsida; Fabales; Fabaceae.